GCGGAAGUAAACAGAUUGUCUGGCCGGCGUUUCUAUGACACUCCAGAGUCGCUCUGGCCUGUCUUCUCUGUGCUCUGGAAUACCGGAAGCGAGUGUGAGACGGAAUGGCGGAGAGUCCGGCGGCUGAAGCGAUCAUUCUCCCGGGGGCAGUAGGGGGAGGUGUGGUGUCCCAUCUGAGCGGUCUGCAGCCUCCCGGGACUUCUCACCUGGCCGCUUCUUCUAUGUGGGAUCCGACCGCCAGUGGCGACUGGGACAACGAGAGGGCGUCCGCUCAGUGUGUGCUGCGGAUCAAACGGGAUAUCAUGUCUAUAUACAAAGAGCCUCCCCCGGGGAUGUUUGUUGUGCCUGACCCACACGACAUGACAAAGAUCCAUGCCCUUAUAACAGGUCCAUUUGAUACACCUUAUGAGGGAGGCUUCUUCUUAUUCUUAUUCCGAUGCCCUCCAGAUUACCCCAUUCAUCCACCGCGAGUAAAACUGAUGACAACCGGCAACAACACUGUGAGGUUUAACCCAAACUUCUACCGAAAUGGCAAAGUCUGCCUUAGUAUCCUUGGUACGUGGACGGGACCGGCAUGGAGUCCAGCUCAGAGCCUGUCUUCAGUACUCAUCUCUAUCCAGUCCUUGAUGACAGAGAAUCCUUAUCACAAUGAACCUGGCUUCGAACAGGAGAGACACUCAGGAGACAGCAAGAACUAUAAUGAGUGCAUUCGUCAUGAGACCAUCAGAGUGGCAGUAUGUGACAUGCUGGAGGGCAAGUGCCAGUGUCCAGAGGCCUUACGGAGCGUGAUGGAGAAGUCAUUUUUGGAAUACUAUGAUUUUUAUGAAGCAGUUUGCAAAGACAGAUUUCAUCUACAAGGACAGAGCAUGCAGGAUCCAUUCGGUGAGAAGCGAGGGCAUUUUGACUACCAGACUAUCCUCAGCCGCUUGCAGCUUAUUCAGCAAAGAGUGCGGGAGAAACAUCGGCAUGAAACUGUGGAUAUAGACUCAGAAUCCAGCUCUUCUGAAACAGAAAUGGACACCCAAGGGAGCUCAAUCCCCUAAACUAUGGGAACGUAACCUGUAGACGGCAAGUCAUGUAACUUCAGGCAGUAACCGUAGCCAAGUACUUAAGGAAUACACCGAACAAUAAAAGACUUUGUUGUAUGCAAAGCCCCUUCUGCUUCUGGCUGCUGUUUGAAGUCGGAGUCAGUCCACCUCUCUGCUAUAUUUGGGGGAUGAUGGCCUGCAACCAUCCUAUAGACAAGAGGCUGGGGCAUGGACUAAUGGAGCCUGGAUCGAACACGAAGGCAGCACUUUCUUGGAUUCAAUCCUUUUCUUCGUGAAAUGGUCAUUUAAUGGCCCAGACAAGCCAAAGAGUUUUAUUGCAAGCAAAUCAAGCCUUCCCCAGCCCCGGGAUUAACCAGUUGCCAUUUUAAGCUCCAGACAUGACUUCCCCAACCCACCUUUAAAUUUUCACCCUCAGAGAAGCGCACUUUGUCUUAUCUAAUGGGCAUUGUCCAUUUUCCUUUAGUACACAUAUAUAUUUGGUACUGGGAUAAAAUAAGGCUUCAUUGUAUCCUCCUUUUUUUUUUUUUUGUAACCUUUGUGAUGGUUGUAAAUUUUUGGAUGAGCAAAGUGUAUCCAUCUAUUAUUUUACUUAAAUUGUAUCAUGCAGAGUGAAUUCAGGGACAUGAAAAAGUUCCAAUAAAUCUGUUUUCUCAAUUAGUGGCUGAAAUCUGUACAGAGGCCAGCUAGUCAGAAGUGUUUGCCAGGAAGCAAGAGACAUUAAUAAG
Nanorana parkeri is the source of this 1774-nucleotide messenger RNA. RefSeq names its product ubiquitin conjugating enzyme E2 Z (gene UBE2Z). Gene Ontology annotation, cellular component: nucleus. The transcript is spliced from 7 exons. Gene Ontology annotation, biological process: negative regulation of apoptotic process. Gene Ontology annotation, molecular function: cysteine-type endopeptidase inhibitor activity; ubiquitin conjugating enzyme activity. Bases 105 to 1043 code for a protein of 312 amino acids. The record is from RefSeq and is a predicted model, not a curated record. Lineage: Eukaryota; Metazoa; Chordata; Amphibia; Anura; Dicroglossidae.